Heterobilharzia americana is the source of this 1155-nucleotide messenger RNA. NCBI's taxonomy places the organism in Eukaryota, Metazoa, Platyhelminthes, Trematoda, Strigeidida, Schistosomatidae. The record is from the annotation of a GenBank genome assembly.
GCAACAUCCCAAGGCCCUGAUACACUCACUGCUGUCGCGCUAAAAUGUCACGAUGAGGAAUAAACGGGUUCCUAGUUUGGCUCAUCUGGGUAGUGAGGAUGUUGGGGAAGAAGCUGAGGUGGACCUACCAGUGGCAUGUACAUUUACUGAUCAAGCUAAGCAACGCGAACUACACCAAAAGCAAAUUAACAAAGCAAUUAUUGAAUCACGUUUAAAGACCAAAGCGAUUCGAAAGGCUAAACAUAAUCGACAAAAGCAAGCAACUCAUCAGCUUGAGGAACCAGCUAAUCAAGAAAUUCGAUUUUUACCGAUUAACGAAGCGAAAAAGUCGAAGAAAAAAGAUUCUUUAGAAGAAGAAUUUGACUGUCCGGGAUAUUUUAGAGUGUCAGAUCAUGUUCAUUACAGUGAACCAGAGGACGAUUCAUCUGUACAAAAUGAACUUUCAAACCUGGAUGUGUCAACAUCGUACUCACCGAAUGGAAGCGAAUCGAUUUGCGGUAAUGAAUCCGAUGAGGGUUACGACGGCAGUGAAGAACAAGACAGAAGUAAACUGAAGACGAUACUUUUCGAUGAUACCAAUUUUUCUACUGUCAAACUUACAAAAGGACAUUCCAAAACAUCGGAUUCGGCAGUAUUGGAUCAUAGGACAUGGACAAAAAUAAACCGAUUGAAUGGGAUUCAUGUUCGUAUUCUGGACAGUACUAACAUCGAAAAAAAAGCUCGCCAAGCAUGUGACAGUUUUAGGCGAGAUCAUUUAUUUUCUUCUUCAUACUCUGGAAGGUACGGUAAUGUAAAAAGAAUUGCACCGAAUUUAUUGAAAAACUUAUCAAGGAAAAAGAAAGCUUUGACUGGAGUGCGAUAGCUAUUAGACUGAAAAUCCUGUAAAUAUUAUUUCUGUUGUAUUCUCAACUUCUUGCCUUAACUGAUUUGGAUAAUAGUGAUUUGCUUUUCAUCUGUGCAUUGACACUAUAAACGCACCAACAUCUGAAGGCAAAUUAAGUUUCAGUUUUACCGAAGAAAUUUGUUGUAGUUCAUACUAUUGAAACCAUCCACACCAUUUUAGCAAUUUGGAGGUACAGAAAUGAGAACUGCUGCAGAGCCCCUAAAAUUUGCUUUAACAGUAAUCCAGUUUCUGUGUGGAUUGUUUUACCGCGG